GGGCCGAAAUGUGAUGUUCUGUUUUGGGCCUGUAAUUGCUUCAAGCGCCUCUCUAGUUCGGCCCACCUGAUUCGGCCGGCGAGCUCCACCCGUAGUUUCUUCGCUGGCCGAACCGCGAUUUUCGGUCUUUCCCACUCUCGCUGGAGCUCGGAGCUCCCGCUGCCAGGCUCGCUCUCCGUUUCUGUCUCAAAGAUCCUUCUUUUUAUGUCCAUCGGCAUAUGUUCUUCCCUUUCUCGGAGAUUGCUUGCCUUCUGUGUGAGAAAUCUCUGCAUCUCUGUUUCUGGGCAUUCGACUUCUCCGAGGUCUCUCAGAGGUUGGGAGCGGAUUGGCUUAGCUGCUGGUUCUGAACUCAAAGAACUGGAACUAAAGAUGGCAAUGGUUUCCUCAACGUUGACCAGAGUUAAAGCAUACGCGUUGCCUUUGAUUCUUUUCACGGGAGCCAUGUUUUUCCAGCUCAUUGUUAUUCCUCAAAGCUUCCCUCGAUCUCACUAUGAUGUACUGGGUGUUAGAAUGUAUGCUUCUGUCGAGGAGGUGGAAGAGGCCUAUGAGAAGCUCUCGUCGAAGUGGAAGUCAGACACUGACUCAUCAAAUUCAUUUGAUUUUGUAAAGGUUCGCUAUGCAUAUGAGUUGCUGACAAAUCCUAUAUGGAAGAGAAAUUACGACAUAUUCGAAAUUGAAGAGCAGCCCCAUGUUAUUGAAGAAGCUAAACAGCGAUUUGCCGGAAAAAGAUUCUCUGAUGUUCAGCUUCCAUUGUUAGAUGAUGCUUCUGUUCAGGGGGAGGACAAUUUCAAUGCUAUUACUGCUGAGGACUUCCAGCUUAUUCUCCAAUCAGACAAGCCAUCAAUGGUUCUGAUCUAUUCAUCUGGCAGUGUUUGUUGUACUCAGUACGAUGGUACAUGGAAAAGGAUUGUUUCCUUGUUGGAUGGUAUUGCUAAUGCUGCUGCUAUAGAGCUUCGCGAGGUCCAACUUGCAGCAUACCUUGCUGACAAAAGACCAACUGGGAGAUCCUUCUUUAGGAAUGGGUUACCAUCAGUCGUUGCGUUUCCAUCUGGAUGCAAAACUGUGGGCUGUUCAAUUAGGUUUGAAGGACAGCUCUCGGUUGAUGCAGUUACCGAUUGGUUUGCAACAAUUGUGCUCAGAUUGCCUCGCAUACUCUACUACUCAAAGGAGUCAUUGGCACAGAAGUUUAUGGCCAAAAUUAGUCCUCAUAAGGUAAAGGUCAUUUUCUUCUCGAAAACCGGGGAGCGAGCGACUCCAUUCAUACGCCUGGCUGCUUUGAAGUACUGGGACCAUGCCUCUUUUGCGUUUUUACUGUGGAGAGAAGAGGAUUCGUCCUUUUGGUGGAACGCUUUUGAGGUGGAAUCUGCUCCUUCUAUAGUAUUUCUGAAGGACCCUGGAGUCAAACCUGUCGUGCACCAUGGACCAGUCAACAACUCUCAGUUCACGGAUCUGAUGGAACAGAACAAAAAUCAAGAACUUCCUCAAUUGAGGGCUGAGACAUCGAACGAGCUGGGCUGUGAUGCCCGUGGCUAUUCUCGUGCGGGAGCUGAUACCCUUUCUUGGUACUGUGUAGUCCUCGCUGGAAGGCUCAGCCCUGAACUUAACAGCAUGCGUGCAACCAUGCGCAGGGUCCAAGAAAUAAUAUCUCAUGACAACGAAGAUUCCUCUGUACCUGCAACGGUUGCAUCGAAGAGGAAGCGACUCACUUUCACGUGGCUCAAUGGGGAAACCCAGAAAAAAUACUGUUUCUUUUACCUUCAAUCAGAGACAAGCUAUGAAACUUGUGGGCCCAGGAGGGACAUAUCAGAUGUGCCUCGGCUGUUCAUCGUUCGUUACACGAGGAAUUUGACAGAGGAGAAUGAGCCGGUGAGAAGGAAGCCGAAAACCAUGUGGGAUGCAUUAAAUGAUCAGGAGUAUGACCGUGCUUCACAGCUCGUAGCAAGGUACAAUGGCUCCAAUGAGAUUCCUCAGAUUAUCGAGUGGGUAUCGAGCAUAAUCAGAGAUGGUGACUCAAGGGAUCUUCCAUUCUUUAAAACAAAGACUCCUGAACUUGUUCCUGAAGAUAUGGAUCCAAUCAUCUCGAGGGGAGUCGGGAGCGUACUUUCGAAGAGCACGGGACUCAAGCACAAGAUCUACGGUUUCGUGAGGGGACUCCAUGAUCGGUUGGGCGACCCAAGAAUCGGGCCGGUCUUGCUUUUGGGUGCUUUGAUAUCUUUCGGUAGCACAUGGCUUCGAAGGAGUCGAGAGAAGUCACCACCAAGCCAGUCGAACCAAUCAAAUCAAUCCAAUGAACCAACUCAACCAAAGUCAAAGGAAGAAAUCAGGAAGCUACGCAGAAGAAGGGAAAGAAACGAGGAACGUCCUUCUUCGAUCACCGAUGUGGAACCGAAGAACGCUUACCAGGCACCAUUGUCGGAUUCCGAUUCCAACUAGUAGAGGCUUAACUGAUAAGUGAUUGAUAUUUUACGCUAUGUGAAGGUUAUCAAAAGCUGUCUUAUGUCUAAUGGACGGAUUAGUGACUAACCCAUGAUAUUCAGCUGGAUUAUAGUUUCGCCUCAACGUUGACCUUUUCCUUUCGUGAAAGCUUAAGCUUAUCAUCA
Punica granatum (pomegranate) is the source of this 2600-nucleotide messenger RNA. The record is from RefSeq and is a predicted model, not a curated record. NCBI's taxonomy places the organism in Eukaryota, Viridiplantae, Streptophyta, Magnoliopsida, Myrtales, Lythraceae.